This is a messenger RNA of Chroicocephalus ridibundus (black-headed gull), 6124 nucleotides long. RefSeq names its product interleukin-31 receptor subunit alpha-like. The transcript has 16 exons. Gene Ontology annotation, cellular component: signaling receptor complex; membrane; external side of plasma membrane. The record is from RefSeq and is a predicted model, not a curated record. Gene Ontology annotation, molecular function: cytokine receptor activity; cytokine binding. NCBI's taxonomy places the organism in Eukaryota, Metazoa, Chordata, Aves, Charadriiformes, Laridae. Gene Ontology annotation, biological process: cytokine-mediated signaling pathway. The coding region runs from base 332 to 2500 and encodes 722 amino acids.
AGCGCUGUAAGAAUCUGACAGAUCUUUUACAGACCUGGAGGUCUGCUUAUUGGAAGCAGAGUUAUAUGAAAAUAACUUUUGAAAAAUAGUGUAGCUCUGCUUUAGAUCCAUAGAGGAAAGAUACACGACUUCAGCAUGUAUUACUAAUAGGCCAAAACUGAAUUUGAAUUUGCUACAAUACUGCGUUUGCUACAAUAUGCCUGAAACAGAUCAACUGUAGUCAAUUGGAAUGGAACAUUUCACCAGAGGAACAGCGAGCUAGCAAAAAUACAUACAAAUUCAACCAGGAGAAAAUGAAGACCUCAACUCUCUACAGUUCAGACAAGAAAAGAUGAAGAGCUCUCUGCUCGCAGCUAUCUUUUUGUUUGCAAUCGAUCCCUGCCGAAAAUGGGAUUCGCCAUUUUGCCAGCAGCUCCCAGACUGGGACAAUGAAUUGGCAUGCUACAAAGAAUUAAAUGAGGAUCUAACUUGCACCUGGCUGCCAGCACCCAGUGCUCCGAAUACGAUUAAUUAUACUGUAUUCUUAAAAUGGUACAAAAUACCAAAACUUUUUCAACAAAACACAUCAUCAUCUUCCAUCACAAUAGAACGAAAGAACCUCUUCAUGGAGCGAUCUGUAUGUAUUUGGAUAGCAGUGAAUUACGCCCAUGACAGUUGCGUGAAAGGAAAGAUGAUCUCAGUUGUACCGAGCAAAGCAGGGAAGUGCUUAACACCAUCUAACAUAAAGGCUCAUCAGAUCACAAACCAAUUGAUAAUAAAGUGGGACCUGCCUGCAACUCCCACACUAUAUGAGCUGAGAUACAGAGAGGCGCUCACAGAAUCCACUCGGUGGACGCUGGUGCCUGUAGAAAGCAAUGCUGUCAAUGUCACCAUUUCAAAUUUAAAUGCCAUGUCUUCAUACAUUGUUCAGCUCAGAUGCAUAGCCAAGGAUGGUCUCCACUGUGUUUGCAUUUGGAGUAAAGAGAUUUUGGUCCCUCACAAACUCACAAAAAAGCCAAGAAUAUCAUAUAAUGAAACUACAGAAAUCUCUCCAGGCAGAAGAAGUGUUCUUCUGAAGUGGGAGGUAACACAAAGUAGGAACGUUCUUGGAUAUUACGUUAAGGUGGAAAGAACACCCAACAGUUGCAGGGAUUCACCAAAUCCCAUCUUUCUAAAGGACAGAAAAGUUCUUCUAAAUCUAUCGAUGGCUUAUUAUACUGUUAAUAUUUCCGCCUAUAACAAAGCAGGAGAAUCUCCACAAGCCGUCUACAUUGUCCCAGACUUCUCUGCAACAGGCUUGCCUGGACAAAUCCAUGUCAAGCACCAGGGAACUAAUGCAGUUGUCACCUGGACUCCAGAAUACAAUCCAAAAUGUUUUGUGGUUGACUGGGGCACUGGUAAAGAGGAUAUGCAUAUGAAAAUAGUAACUACGCCUACUGGAAAUUUCACGCUAGACAAUUUUCAGCCAUAUAAGUUGUACAAAAUGAUGGUACAUGCAUCUGAUGUGUGUCAGUGUGAAAGUUUCACAAGACACGAAAAGACUUUUGGAGUGACCCACUUUUACUCAGUCGAAGGAGUUCCUAGGACAGGUCCUGCUAAUGUGACAAUUCUGAGUAUCAGAAAGCAUUCUGCACUUGUGAAGUGGACCAAAAUAGCUGCAGAAGACUGUUUGGGCUUUCUCCAGGGGUACAGGAUCAGCUACACAGAUUCACUGGGGAAAAAGUCUCUGGCUGUUACUCUCAAUUCUUCUACCACAAGUUACCAUCUUACCACACUGAAGGAAAAAACCACCUACCGUGUGCAGAUUUCAGGAUUCACUAAUGCUGGCGAAGGACCUCCAACUCUUUCACAUCCUUUCAGGACUCCAAAAUACGAUAAAGGAGAAUUUGAAGGUUUUGUGACUGUCCUUUGCUUCAGCAUGAUGUUCAUUCUGAUUUUUGCACCUGUCAUUUGUUCUCUGAUGCUUAAAAGGCUGAAAAUACCAUGCUGGCCCAGUGUACCAAGUCCAACAAACAGCAGUGCGCUCCAAGAUAUGACUAAUUGGAAACCUGUUUCAAGGUCACUGCUCCAGGUGCUGUCAGACAAUGAUAGCACCAGCCUUUAUGUCAUAGAGCAUGAUUCAAAGGCUCCUUUGAAGGUAGACCUCUUUACAGAUGGUGGGGAAGACAGCAAGUGUGACACUUGCCAGUCAGAAGAACUUAGCAAUAACACAGACAUAAGCCUAAGGCAUGAGGAAAUCCCCGAAAAAGCAGUUACAAGUGAAGAAGAAGGAAUCAUUUCCAUUACAGUACCACUCUUGAGUGACUACACCAGUAUGGAGUUCAGCCAGAAAGCCCUGAUGAGUCUGACAGUGAAGCUGCCUGCAAGAGCUGCUCGUCCUCAUUUGGAAAUGGAACUAAAUGGUAAACCAGCACAAACUGAGCAUCAGGUUUUAUUUGCUCCUCAAGACUACCUCAAACAAAGCCAGGUAGUAUUUUUGCCAUCUGGACCGACUUUGAUGGGACAAGUCAAUUCAAACUGAAGCAUUUUAUAAUUUCUUGUACCAUAAAACCAAGUUCCAAAACCUCUGGUGCUUGAAUGGAGCCAUUAGGACCAUACAGGACAGUGAGCUUGUGACAAUACUUAGUCUCUACUUCAAUAAGCUUCCGUGGUGAAAUAGAUAUAAUUAGAUUAUCUGUUUCACCACAGUAAUUCAGUGGAAAGUCCUGCUGUCUUCACACAGGCAAAACAUUCAGGGAACUGUAUGAAAAACCUUUCAGUAAGGUACCUCUUGCUGAGUGCUUAGUCCCAGGACAAUCAGGAAUGAAUUCCAAGGGUUUUGCUCGAAGUACAAUGUUGUUCUAGUCAUCAGGAGCGUUCUCUAAUCACUGCAACUAGUUUAAGACUUGGUUUUCAUAUCCAAGUUCUUCAGUAAAAAUUCCAGCAAGAGUGUCUACCACUCCAAAGAAGCUCUGCAGUUGGUCAAAUCUGGCCAAACAAAAGAGUGAAAACCCUUGAAUUUAGGAAUAGAAAAUGAUGAUUAUCAAUCUAUGUAAAGUCCUAUUAAGUGCUUUACAUCUUAGGUCUUUACACCUUUAUUCAUCACAGAUGAAUAGUGCUGUGUAAAUGAAGAUGACAAUAAGUAUUAUUAUUAGUACUGGAGUUUUUACUUGCAUUAAAUUAAGGCUAUUUCUUCCUACGUUUAUCUACACAGACAUAGAAAUCCAUUCAUGCUCUGUUACAAGAUGUAGUUGUAGAUACAAUUUCACACUGCACGCAAUUACAGUAUCUCUUGAACAGACUUAAAGAGCUGAAUAGGUAGUUUAGUUAGUCAUCCCUCCAAAGCUUGAUUAGAGGAGGAUUCAUUGGAAUAUAGGGGAUAAAAGGGUCUUCCUUAAUAUGCUUUUUAUGUGACUCCAUUGCGUAUCUCCAGGGUGUAAGGAGUCUGAACUAGUUUUCCAGCUUACAACAGCUUCUCACCCAUGAACUCUGUAGGCAUUAAUGGUUUGCAGUUAUUGUAGAAGACCCAGUUUAUUGUUGUCGUCUCUAGUUUACUGAGCAUUUUACUGAAAUUAUUUUGCAGAGAAAGAAAUUGAUCAACUGUACCACAAGCACUGGAGGCUCCUUAGACAGACGUCUUUUAAAAUUCUCUCAUUAAAAGUGAAGGAUGAUUCACAUUCACACUAAAUUUUCCAUGUAUAUUGGGCAGUAUGAGUUAUAGAAUAGCCAUGAUUGCAAAAAGCUCAAAGAAAUUGCAUAUCCGCCACUUGACUGAUUUAUUGAGGCCCCGUAACAAAACCUGUUUUAUUCACUUUCCUAUUUAUAUUCACUCUUUCUUUAUUUAUAUCUCUGUAUGUAUGUUAGGACUGGCAGAACUGUAUUUCACUGUGGGUUUUGCGUUGUUUUUUCUUAGCACUUAAAAUGCAUUGUUUUGCCACAAAACAAUGUAUCAAUUUCCACUCACCCUUGUUACCUCUACUCAUUCAAAGAAGGAGUAACAGGAGCAUUCCCUAGACCACCUCAAAACUUUUAACAGUCUUUUAAAUGUCUUUCUUCAUUUUUUUAACUUCAGUCAGGUGACUUUGCCUGAUCUGAAUUUAGGAGAACACAAAUUAUCCUGCUAUUAGCAAAGCUGUUGCUACUUGCAAUAUCUAGUAGAGGGGCUGAAAGGGCAAGUCCUCAAAUGAUAUACAUUUAUUAUCAAGUAGUCACAUGAACACCGCCUAAUUUGUCCAUUUCCCAAAUAUAAAGAAAUACCAUAUUCAGUACCUAUAAUAUUUCUUCCAUUUCUGGUCAGAGUGACUUAUCUUCCUGGUGCAGUUGGUACCUUAAAUAACUUACUCAUUCCUGUAAACAAGGAAUUCAUUUCUUCUUGCUCUGCACCUACCAAACCAGCACAUAUUAUUAUGUUACAUAUAGACUAUGAAGUAAAUAAGUAGAAUCAAACCAAUGGCUUGUGACCAGUUUCAGUAUAUGAAGCAGUCUUCAUACAUGAAACUCAAAAGACAGUUUGGGCUUUUGACCCGGUGAGUAUUGCUUCCAUAAUAUUAGCCAUUGCCUGGCAUAUUGCUAAAGAAAAUCCAUUUAUCGGGAUGGGAGAAUUUCCCCUAGAGGUACAUAUGGACCUAUUUGCCUCAAGUGGAUGUAUUCCACUUUCUGCUAUAAAGCUUACAGUAUAUGUGUGCUCUCAUUAGAGCAAUACCACCCUCAAUACUUGUAUAAUGGCUGUAAGGUGUACCGUUGGGAGAAUGAGAGAUACGAGAAAAAGCCUGGUAUGGAGAUGAGAUAUAAAUGAAGAACUCAUCCCACCAUGAGGCAUCCUUUGAGAGCAAAGAAAGACCCUCUUCUGUGGAGAGAAAUACAAGAGUACACUUGCUAAAUGGUUUCAUCCAGCCAAAAAGGAGGCUUUGGUGGAAUAAUGUACAUAUUCAGGGACAUAGGAUUAGGAGUCACAUAGUGCUCAGGCCUUUAGAUCAGGGGCAAAUAAUUUUUUGUGUUUUUUUUUAUUGUUCGGUUCUUUCUUGGGGAUUUUUAGUUUAGUUGGAAGGGACCUACAGUAGUCAUCCAGUCCAACUGCCUGACCUCUUCAGGCAGUUUAAAAACGUGUGUGCAUAUACAGAUGUAUAAUGACUGCAGAAGGCUACCUCUACUAAUAAUCAUGUAAGGUAUUUCAUUUCAUGUGUUAUAGCACUGUUCAAGUGGUUUCAGUAGUGUUCUUAGCUUCAGUAUUCUUGACGUCAGUAUGUAUUGAGUGAAAUUGCAAAUAUGAAGGCUCAGGACCAAAAAAGCCAAGGCAUUUUAAAAUAUUUUUUUUCUUUUCUUCCCCUAUCAGCAUAGCUCUACAUGACCACUGUUAGCAUUAGUGAGAAUUUAGACACUGUAAAAGCUUAGACACUUAAACGUGGGCCUGGAGGCACAUAAGCAUAGUGUUUGAUAGCAUAGAGUAUGAUACUGGAGGGUUACCAUGUUUUAGCAUUUUAUAUUUACAGAGAAAGGAAUUUAAUAUUCAGUCUCUAACAUGUCCUCUAAAAACAUGCACAAAGCAAAGUUAGUACAUACCUAUUUUUUCUGGUAUUCAGAGUAAUUGUGGGUUUUGGAUACUUUAAUGUAGUAUGGACCAGGAGAUUUUUAUUUAUUUAUUUUUUACAUUUAAGGUCAGACUACAGUGCAGUAGACAGACAGCAUUGAAAAUUAUCACAGUGUUUUGGAGACAAGAUAAACAGCUACUCAGUCUGCAUCAGGAGAUUUAAGCAACCACAAUGUUCCAGAGCUUUUUUUUUCACUCUGUAUUAUCUACCAAAUAGAAUAAUAGUAGCUACAGAAUAUCUACAAAUCCUCUAAAAAUCUAAGCCUUUGGGGUACUUUGCCAACCUUAAAAAGCCAGCAUUAUGGCACAAUGACAUCUGCACUUGGGCAGAGUCCUCCUGAAAGCAGAGAGCACAGGGGCAUCCUGUCAAUCUGAGUCAACGCGGUUACGGGUAUAAAAACUGUAAAAUAAUGAAGCACUUAAUUAAAGCCCUCUACUUACAGAAGAUACUUGUCUCAGAGCUCUCGACUCUGUGUCACAGGCUCUUGGUUUGCCUUUUUCUCUCUCUCUUGAUGGUACUGUGUGUCUACUGCCUGAAUGAUGUUAACUGUGUCAUGGUAUUGUGUUGAUGGGAUCUGU